Molecule: messenger RNA, 1500 nt
Organism: Purpureocillium takamizusanense
Lineage: Eukaryota; Fungi; Ascomycota; Sordariomycetes; Hypocreales; Ophiocordycipitaceae
Exons: 4
Coding region: 1-1500 (499 amino acids)
Biological process (GO): transmembrane transport
Cellular component (GO): membrane
Molecular function (GO): transmembrane transporter activity
Source: RefSeq, a predicted model, not a curated record
AUGAAGACGACUCCAGACAGUGCUUCACAGAGUAAGGGAAGUGCACGGGGGGCCAGCGUGAUCUCGAAAGAGGCCGUUGAAGUUCCUGGUUAUGACCAUCAACUGGAGAUUCAGCCGGGGGAGAGCCGGCGAGCUGUACUCAAGCUCGACUUUCUGAUCAUGCCCGUCAUCGUGUUAUGUUUCUGCUUUCUCCAAUUCGACCGCACAAAUAUUGGCAAUGCCUUAACCGACACGCUUCGCAAAGACAUCAAUGUGGACAACUCGGACAUCAACCUCGCGCAAACUCUCUUCACAGUUGGAUUCAUCGUCACUGAGUUGCCCUUCAAUCUUAUCAGCAGAUAUGUCGGGCCAGAGAGAUUCCUUCCGGUUACCAUGUUUCUCUGGGGAGUGGCGACCUGGAGUCAGGCUUUUCUACAGAAUGCUACCGGGCUCUGCAUUGCCAGAUUCUUCAUAGGUGCUCUGGAAGGUGGUUAUAUUCCCGGCUUUGCCCUUUACAUUGCCAAGUUCUACACAAACGAGGAACUUGCGUUGCGAUAUGCGAUCUUCUGGGCCUCAAAUAGCGUUGCGGGCGCGCUGGGUGGGCCAUUGUCAUUGGGACUCGUCUCUCUAAGCGGUCGAGAUGGGCUACAAGGCUGGCAGUGGCUGUUCAUUAUCGAGGGCGUCUUGACUUGUGUCCUUGGGGUUGCUGCCUAUCUCUACCUUCCUCACGGCGCUGCUGAGCCCAAGACCUUCUUCGGCAAGUCGUUCAAUCUUUUCAGUGACCGCGAAGCGGCCAUCAUCGUCACCAGAGUCAUCAGAAACGACCCCAGCAAAGCCCACAGAUACCGCAAGCCGGUGUUACCCUCCCACAUCAUCGAUACCUUCGCCGACUGCAGGUUGUAUGGCCAUCUUGUUGCGGCCCUUCUAUCCAUGGUCAUGAUUGCGCCGAUGAACACGUACGCGCCGUCCAUCAUCAAGUCCCUCGGCUUCACUGCCUUGCAAGCAAAUGGUCUCAACUCUGUGGGCAGUGUAUGCGCAUUGAUCCUCUCUGUGUCCCUAGCAUUCAGCAGUGACAAAUUCCACGAGCGCGGUAUACAUAUCGCCGUGGGGUAUGCGUGGGGAGCUGCGGGACUCCUGUGGCUGGCUUUGGCGCCCAGGGGCGUUGGAAAAUGGGGUCUCUACGGCGGUGUCGUAUGGACGCAGAUGGGUAUGGGCAGUGCACAGGCAAUUAGCGCAGCGUGGCUCGCGACCAAGAUGCAGGACUACAAGCGUCCGAUAGCACUGGCCGCGUAUGUGAUGAGUAUCCAGCUAGCAAACUUUCCUGGUAACCAAUUGUUCCGACAGCAAGAUGCUCCCAGAUACAAGCGUGGCUUGGUAAUCGCCGCAGUUUGUGCCCUUGCCGCUUCAGCGGUCAUUCUUGUUUGGAAAGUGCUGUAUCGGAUAUUCGACAACGGCGAUGCGGGUGUGGAAGGUCAAUCUGAGUUUGAAACGCGGCAAGAGAUCGCCGACAUAAAAGUUUAA